GAAAAUGCCUCUCUUAUCAACUUUCCCAAGAACCUUCAGUCCCUCCGCAACAAUAAACGCUAAUGCUGUGUUUCAGCCCUCCUUCUCCCAAAACCCUAUCCCUACCUCUUGUUUUCCCUCAUUCUCCAUCUUCUCUUCUCCUCUAUGCCCCAACAUUACCCUGAAACGUCUUCCUCUAUUCACUGUCUCAGCAACCUCAUACCCAAACCAAGACCCUAAUUCCAAGCCUAAGACUAAACGUGGCCGUCCAAAACACAAAAUUCCGGAUGACCCAGUUGAGAAUUCCAGUGAAAUCAUCCCUACAACGAAGCCUCGCAAGCCGAGGCGUGGCAGGAGGAGCGAAGCAUCUGCAGUUGAGGAUUUCGUUCGUGACUCACUGGAACAAACUUUUGCGUCCAUCAGACAUCAGAAUUCUGAAGCUUUGGGCGAUAAGAAAGUUUUGAAGGAUAGGGUAGAAAAUGAUGAGGAUGAUAGGAAUGAGGAUGAGGAUGAGGAUGAGGAUGCAGGUGUAAGCGGGAAGAUGGGGGUUGUUGAAGAAGACAACCCAGAUUGGCCGUUGGAUGCGGAUGUUGGGUGGGGAAUUCGGGCUUCGGAGUACUUUGAGAAGCAUCCGAUUAGGAAUGUGGUUGCAGAGGAUGGUGUUGAGAUUGAUUGGGAAGGAGAGAUUGAUGAUAACUGGGUAAAAGAGAUAAAUUGUUUGGAAUGGGAAAGCUUUGCCUUCCAUCCUAGCCCUCUGAUUGUUCUCGUUUUCGAAAGAUACAACAGGGCGACAGAAAAUUGGAAGCUCUUGAAGGAGCUGGAGAAUGCAAUCAAGGUCUAUUGGGAAGCAAAAGACCGAUUACCUCCUCGGGCAGUUAAGAUCGAUAUCAACAUUGAGAGAGACUUAGCUUAUGCCCUAAGAGUUAGAGAAUGUCCACAACUAUUAUUCCUACGAGGAAACAAAAUCUUAUACCGCGAGAAAGAUAUUCGAACAGCAGAUGAGUUGGUUCAGUUGAUUGCACAUUUCUACUAUAAUGCAAAGAAGCCUUCAUGGAUAGUUGAUGCAUCUUUAUCUCCACCAUAUUAGUUUUUCUCACGGUCCUUGUUAAUAUGCCUCUGAUAGUUGAUAAUCAGGUUUUGGGCUGUGAUG
Messenger RNA from Telopea speciosissima, 1129 nucleotides. RefSeq names its product thioredoxin-like fold domain-containing protein MRL7 homolog, chloroplastic. Gene Ontology annotation, cellular component: chloroplast stroma. Bases 5 to 1066 code for a protein of 353 amino acids. The transcript has 5 exons. The record is from RefSeq and is a predicted model, not a curated record. Gene Ontology annotation, biological process: chloroplast organization; regulation of DNA-templated transcription. NCBI's taxonomy places the organism in Eukaryota, Viridiplantae, Streptophyta, Magnoliopsida, Proteales, Proteaceae.